This is a messenger RNA of Hippocampus comes (tiger tail seahorse), 2358 nucleotides long. It is a transcript of the gene hsd17b3, whose product is annotated as hydroxysteroid (17-beta) dehydrogenase 3. The record is from RefSeq and is a predicted model, not a curated record. The transcript has 12 exons. Gene Ontology annotation, molecular function: testosterone dehydrogenase (NADP+) activity. Gene Ontology annotation, cellular component: endoplasmic reticulum. Lineage: Eukaryota; Metazoa; Chordata; Actinopteri; Syngnathiformes; Syngnathidae. The coding region runs from base 262 to 1218 and encodes 318 amino acids.
CUCGUUCCAACGGUAGUCACAUGCCUCAAAGCCAUAAUGGCUGACACCGACAAACACGACAUGUUCAGUAGUUGUUGGACAGAGGGGGGCAGAGAGAGUGUGUGUUGUUCCUUAGAAGGGAGUGUCCUAUCUGGCAAAGAUCACUAUUUUCGGUGUAAAUUUAUUUUGCUUGGAUCACUCAUUGACAUUCUGACUGGAGCACAAAGACACUGAAGCAGCAGUGGUGGGAACAGCAGAGUGUGUCUCAGGUGUCGGAAAAGCAUGAAGAGCUUCACGGAAUGGUUUUUCACUACUCUCGGCGCUGCAGUUGUCAUCUACUAUGGAGCUAAGCUGCUCCUUUUUACUAGGAUGCUUUAUCCCAAAAGGUGGUUUCCACUGCCGAAGUCCUUCUUUUCAUCCAUGGGAGAGUGGGCAGUGAUCACCGGCGCCUCAGAGGGCAUAGGAAGACAAUACGCCUUUGCGCUGGCUGAACAAGGAAUGAACGUAGUUAUCAUGAGCAGGACCAAAAUGACUUUGGACAAGGUGGCCAAGGAAAUAAGCGAAACGACACGUCGGCUAGUUAAAGUGAUCGUGGUAGACUUCACCAAGGACGACGUCUUCGCUGAUAUUGAGGAGCAGCUUAAGUACUUGGACAUUGGUGUAUUAGUGAACAAUGUAGGCAUGAUGCCCAGUGUAGUGCCUCGCCGGUUCCUUGAAGAUGAAGAUCUGGACCAGACAAUCAGGAGGGUGAUAAAUUGUAAUGUGAAAACCAUGGUGAAGAUGUGCAAAAUAAUCCUUCCAGGCAUGGAAAACAGGAGAAAAGGCGUGAUCGUAAACAUUGCAUCCGGAAUUGCCUCCAUUCCCUUUCCUAUGUAUUCGCUGUACGCUGCAUCUAAAAUAUUUGUGGAGAGAUUUUCUCAAGGUCUUCACGCAGAAUACAAAGACAAAGGCAUUAUUAUACAGGCAGUCACGCCCUUCGGCGUCUCCACUCGCAUGGUGGGCUACCAGCAAACGAACGCGACCAUGUUGGCCCCACAAGAUUUUGUGACGAGCUCGCUGCAGUAUAUCAGAGCUGGGGACAAAACGUACGGCAGCCUCUGUCACAUGUUCCUGGGCUGGUUACUGCACACUAUCCCACUCAAGAUUCUCCACACAGAGUUUAUGCUACAAGGUCUAAAGGAGUACGUGGAGAGAAAACAAGCAGAAAAGAGUUCCAGCUCUGUUGUAAAGGAAGCUUAAAGGAGAGGGAGUACAAGAACCGUGCCAAGUUAUUGCAACUUCCGGAAGGUCAGCACACUAAGUCACUUGUAUGAUUUGUUUGGCACAGUUUUUACGCAGGAUGCCCUUCCUGACACACCCUUCCCAUUUUUUUUUUUGGGGCCUGGGCUUGGGACCUGGAAAUCGUGUAAAGUGAAUUAAACAAUUCUGGUUAAUAUGGUGAACCCCUGAAUAAUGAAAAUCCACAAGAAACUGAUGCCUUGUUAUCGCCUACAUGGAGUGGGGGAGAUGUUGGAAUGUUUGAAGUUGUAACGUGUCAUGCAAUAUUUAAUAAGACCACUAGAGGUUGCAAAAAGGCAAGACUUUGAAUGACACAUGUUGGAAAUCAGGACAGAACUCGUUCUUAGAAUUUCUCGGAGAUGUUUUAGAUCCCGUGACCCCGGACGGGAUAAACGGUUCAGAUAAUGACUGGACGGAUGUUUUAAGUCUGGGACCUCUCAGAAGAAAAAAAUCUUGAUUUGCUCUUGGUUGUUGAAGACAAGAAAAACAUUGUCAUGGAUUCAUGCAAAUUUGGUCAGACGGUGUUGAAUUGGUUAGCGCCAACAAAAGCAAACAUGUAACUCAAGUAAUGAUGCUUAAUAUUGAUACCGUCAACCAGGUAUUUAAUUUCACACUGUUUAUUAUAUUAAUGGUUUUAUUUUGUAGUGGUGUAUUAGUUUCAUAGAUGAUCAUAUACCUUUGUGGCUGAAAUAUGUUUUUCACUUUCGGCAAAGCAGCUGAUAUAGAAAUAGUAUCAUUCUUUUUAUGAUUCACAGUGGAUGUGUUUGUAACUGCGCGAGAGGUCACCAGUAGUUUUGAUAAACAACUUUUAUGUUACUGUAGAUGUUAUAGACUAGUAACUUUUAACCACUGCAUGAGAAAUCAUCAAACUUUGGAAAGUAUUUUUUUUUUUUUUUUUUUAACCCAUCAACCUAUGCCAGCAACAUAUAGUGACUGGCAGAACAAAAUUGUUCAAACAGGCCCAGAGUUCACAAGUACAAUUGUGAGUAAACUGAGAUGAGAGAUUAUUUCAGUAUUGUAUGUAUGCUUUUGGGAAAGUUCCAUUUGUUUGUUUGCCAUGAGAUUUUUCUAAUGUAAUGUGCCUUGGCUCAAUAAAGUUCA